AUGUCCACACCGAGUCUUUGCAGGGCAACCCGCUUGGCCGCGUUUCCAAUCAUCACGAGGAUACUCGGGUAUUGGCUAUCCGGGCGUGGCAGACUGUCCAGCAGUCUCUGGGCACGAUCCGAGCUUUCGACGACAUACGCCUGGUCUUUGGUGGCCACGCGCAGCCAACCAGUGUGUUUACAACGGGUCAUGUUGCGCACUGGAUGA
Molecule: messenger RNA, 207 nt
Organism: Colletotrichum tamarilloi
Lineage: Eukaryota; Fungi; Ascomycota; Sordariomycetes; Glomerellales; Glomerellaceae
Exons: 1
Coding region: 1-207 (68 amino acids)
Source: RefSeq, a predicted model, not a curated record